Molecule: messenger RNA, 407 nt
Organism: Notodromas monacha
Lineage: Eukaryota; Metazoa; Arthropoda; Ostracoda; Podocopida; Cyprididae
Source: the annotation of a GenBank genome assembly
UUAAAGACAAUGCUUGUCUUUACAUGGUCAUGCGGUUUUGUCCUGGAGGAGACCUGUUUUUGCUGCUUAGGAGACACCGACGCUUUGAUGAAGGCGUAGUCAAGUUCUACGCUGCUCAAGUACUGUUGGGACUGGAGUACCUUCACAGUUCGUCAGUGGUUUACAGGGACCUGAAGCCCGAGAAUCUAAUGGUGACCGAAACUGGGUACAUUAGAAUCUCAGACAUGGGGUUUGCCAGGCUACUCAAGGGCUACCAGAGGGCGUGGACUUUUUGCGGUACAGCGGAGUACAUGCCACCGGAAAUCAUUGACAACAUCGGUCAUGCAUUUCCCGCUGAUUGGUGGUCAUUCGGGAUCCUGCUUUAUGAGCUCGCAACGCAAAGAACCCCUAUGGUAUGGGGAUCGUAG